This is a messenger RNA of Dovyalis caffra, 225 nucleotides long. NCBI's taxonomy places the organism in Eukaryota, Viridiplantae, Streptophyta, Magnoliopsida, Malpighiales, Salicaceae. The record is from the annotation of a GenBank genome assembly.
AUGGGAAAAGUUCUUGCAUCUCAAAUGGGCAAAAGCAACUUUAGACUUGCUGUCAAAGAACGAGUGGAUAAAUGGGCAAGGAAUCUUGACCCCCAUAUUGUUUUCAGUUUUUUUGAGUGGAGGAAAAAGAUAGCCCAGGAGAGACAAGCUUUUCUAUGGGCUUGUCUUAAAAGCACUGUGAUGAAUGCAACUAGAUUUGGACAAAGGUUGAUCCAAGAUGACUAG